AUGGGCAGACGACAAUACUUGGAGCGCCUAGCUCUCGGCCGCUCUGCAUACCAAAACGUCGACUUGGAACAGCAGCAGAGCCCUGCUGCAACCUCCCCCGGCUCCUCAUCCACAGCCCAGGAAUGGACUGGACAUGAAUAUACCCAACAAUAUGAUUCCCGGGGCCGGCCUAUCAAUCCAGCCAUCGAUCGCUUCAAUGCCGAGCAGAGAAGGGCUCAGAAUGAAGUCCUGGCUCUCGUCGGCGUAGUUGAGAGAAAGGACGAGACGGACCACAUCAACGGUCUUCGCUACGACGCAAUUCAAAAGGCACGGCGUGAUCUACUCGCCGACGAGAACGAACGGGGAGAAUUGCUCGACCAUGCAAUCUUUGGUUGCAGUUUUCUCCUUCACUUGUGGCCAGCUGCCCUUCGCCAGCGCAUACAAAUUGGGCGGUAUCAUACCAGCCGGUCUCUCGUCGAUAUACUUGUCACGGAAUGGCGACAGCCAUGGCGAGGUGGAACUCGAUUGUUCCUUGCCAGUCUUUUCCCAGGAGCUGGUAGCACCAUCGCGCACCAUCUGGUUCGAUUCGCGCUCAUGAUGGCUGCAGAGCAGCUCACUGGCGAGUUACAGACUCGCCUCAGUAAGAAAGUAGAGACGCGUCAAACUCUGAGGUACUUGGAACUCGGCACGGCAUGGGUCUUCGAGGCUCUCCUACUCGCCAUCGAUAUUGGACUCCUACCUCUCGAGUAUUACGCUGCCACGCAAAUGCUCGGCCUGGCACCUGCCCUGCCCCUCUUCCCUUCCCUUCAGUCUUACCUCCCGUGGCAUGCUGAGAGCUUCCACAACGUGGGCUGGAAAUGCGUCAUCUCGAAUCGUUUCAUAAAGAAUUUUGCUUCGCCUGCCGCUAUCCUCCUCGUGCGCAAGAUGCUGGCAUAUGACGCCGCAGAUAGUGUGCUGCCGGUGUUCCAUCUCAUCACCGACUUCCGCUUUCCUGAAGUCGAUGACGACCCAUCCAAGGUCGUCGUGCCGAAAAUCAGACAGGAUCCUCUUGGUUGGGUGCUCUAUCAAUGCUAUUACAUACGUUCACGCUUCUUGCAGCGUAGUGGAUGGACUCUGAUCAAGCGCGAUGACCCUCGUCGAAGUCGCGAAGACGAGUACGAGAUGCAUACCAGGACGCGUGCUGCUGGCGCUACCAGAGAUCCCAUUCAUCGCUCAACAAUAAUGGCACAGCUUCCAGUGCAGUUCCUCUCCGAUGCCAUUGACUCCUUGUUCGCGCGAAUGCUGAGUUUGCCAUUUGAGGCUCUCAUGAUGCGCACCAUUGCUACGAGCUUCCUCGCUUCUUCGUUACCCAGAACCAAGCACGCAUCGAUGCUUUAUGCUCCAUUCGGCGGUGGGCCCUUGACUCAUGGCUGGUCGGCCGCCAGCCAAUAUGCGGGACGUAUCGGCCUGUCGCUGGCAUUGACUGCUUCGCUCGAUGUGGUGUCAUUCUUUGGCAUUUACAAGUUGGUGCGUAGCCUCGGGAUAAAGUAUCUUGACUGGGGCAAGAGAGGGAAGAUCGGGACCUGCAUUUACAGUGAAGAGGGCGUGGAAGAACGUGGCAGUAGAGAUGGCCCAAGGGAGCAGCUCGAAGGUAUUCACUGAUAGAGGACCGAGGCCCCAACCCUUUUCCAAGCACCACUAAAAACGAUAUACACUGGAUCGUGGCAUCAGUAUGGGCGAGGCACGGCUUGCGAGGCACGAGUGGCGGCUACGUAAAAGCUGGAGCUUCGUAAAAAGGCAGAAGUGGUGACGGUAUUGGGUUGGGCGUACACAAUUCCUGAUACAUGUUGUACUCAGCUGAAGUGUCGUCUUGCUGCUGCUACAUAUAAGCAGGUGUCAAAGGUCCUUUGAAAGACCAUUUUUCUGCUUCGAUCUCGAGACUCGGCGUUUCGGAUCAAGUCUGGGCCCUAUCCCCUCUCCAGAUGCCUGCAGGCACCACAGCCUCAUCUAUACCAGCCGCACGAAAGCUUGUUGCCCCAGACGCGCAGGGAUGAUCAAAGUACGAUGAUAGGCCAUCGAGCUUGGCCGGCAGAGCGCUACGACUCUUGAGCCUCCUUGUCCUGCUAUCCACUUUCAUAGGUAUACUACUAGUCUACUACUAAUGCA
Messenger RNA from Sphaerulina musiva SO2202, 2124 nucleotides. RefSeq lists its product as uncharacterized. The record is from RefSeq and is a predicted model, not a curated record. Bases 1 to 1620 code for a protein of 539 amino acids. The transcript has a single exon. Lineage: Eukaryota; Fungi; Ascomycota; Dothideomycetes; Mycosphaerellales; Mycosphaerellaceae.